This is a messenger RNA of Diuraphis noxia (Russian wheat aphid), 2981 nucleotides long. RefSeq lists its product as uncharacterized. Lineage: Eukaryota; Metazoa; Arthropoda; Insecta; Hemiptera; Aphididae. The record is from RefSeq and is a predicted model, not a curated record.
GAACGCGUGGAACGAAGAGUCGACUUGGUGCCACGCUGCCGCGCAGUUGUCAAUGUGUUUGUGAAUAGGUAUCGUCUAUAAUAACAGACGCGAUAUAAUAAUAGUAAAUAAUUCGCCGGAAAAUAUCGCUAUGAGUAUGAAAGUUCGCCAAAAUCGAAUUUGAUUUUUCUUUGGCGCGCGUAAAAAAUGUUUACGAACCCGUCUUUAAAUCUUUCGACCGCCGUAACCCGUAAAUACUUGCAGCAGUUAUUGUUGUUCCACACACGAUUAAACUGUUGUUUCAUAAAGCUGGCGCGCCUUUAAUAACGGAUCGAUUCAUCGCGAAGCUGCCACACAAAGAUGAGAAACACGUGUCUGUUUACGGUAUUUUUGGUGGCCACGUGUACGAUGGCCUCGAUGGUGGAGUUUGAUGAUCAGAGGCAACCUUCCCUGUACGGCAACGACUAUUCUUACUACGGAGCCGGAUACAGCGUGGCGGCGCCAGAAAGAGAGGAAGAGUUGGCGCGCACCCAUCACGUAAAGCACAAAUUGAAGAAGCUCAAGAAAAAGCUGUUGGUACAGUGUUUGUUGGGGCACGGCCGACGGCGGCGUGACACGUCCGAGGCUUCCGGUCGCUUCUUUCUUCCGGUAGUAUUGCAGAGCACCAACGUGAACGUGGGUUCUGGCGGCGGUGGCGGCGGCCAUCAGCAGCAACAGUCACACCACAGCGGAUGCAUGCAAAUGUUUGGCGAUGACAACAGUCACGGUCCGCUGGGCUCGUUGGGCUCACCGUUAGGCUCACUGGGCUCGGCGCUCGGUUCGCUGGGGCCUGCUCCAGUGACGGAAGAGUCAGAAGAUGGCGGAAACCGAAAUUACGCGGCCAACUGGAACAGAUAUGCCAGACAGUUCCGCCGUAACUUUGUAAGGCCGCUAUACCGCUUGUUCUAGGCGACGUGGGUACAUCAUUAUCGGCGAUUCAAUUCGGUCACGUCAUUGAUAUAUAGGUACCUAUAUGUACAUAAUAGGAAUCAAGAACAAGUGGAACUAAUUCAUGUUUCAUUGAUUAUAUUAAUUUAUUGUAUAAUGCGAUAUACUUUAAAGGAACCUAUUAAAUUUUUUAAUUUUUUUCAUUAGAAUUAUGUCCACCCAUAUGUAUAUAGGUACCCAUAACGUGGACUUAACAAUAUAAUGGAUUGCCCCGUAGGAAUAAAAUAAUCAUAAUUUACCUGCAUAAUAUAUAUUUUUUUGAUCUACACCCGACCUGUAUAAUUUUAAGAUUUUUGUGACAGAGCCUGCUGCACUUCCCGUUACCACGAGUAUCUAACGGGAAAGUUUUUAAAUUUCAACAUUCUCUGGAUUUCAGCUAUAUUCAAUGCCAUUCUAUUUUCUUAUGCAUAUAACAGAUGAUACUUAUCGGAAAAUAAUAAAUCUAAUUUUUGAUCUUAUAAUCUAGACAUACCUCGAUGCAUAACAAUCGUUAUGAUUUUUUUUAUGGUGGAAUACGAUUUUAAAGAAAUUCGAAGGCGGUAAAAUUAAAUAAAUAUUGGUAAAGGAGCACGGCGUUAAAAUGUCCACCUUGGGUCUUGGGCGACAGGCUUGAAUCCACAUACCUACCUAUAAAAAACUACCCCCACCCCUUACGAACUCCAUACUUGCCUUUAGUAUCGCGGACAUAAACAUCUGGCUUAAUUGUUUGAGGCUGUACCUAAUAUGUGGAAAACUGUUUAGGAGUUAGAGCAAGGCAUGAUAACUACAACGGUCAAACGGCUUGUGGCCGAUUUUACGCCAACGAGUGCACAAAUGAAAUUUUCGACACAUCAAAAUAGGCAUCUCAGUACCUUACCUACGGUCUACGACCAUAUUCGGCAUAUUCCCAUUUGUAAAUUGUAAUAAUAGAGUUUAAAAGGCAUACCUUAUAGCCUAUAAGUUGUACGUUGUAGUUACAAUUUAAAUAAUACAGUUUUUACUAAACUAAAGUCAUGAUUGUUCUUAAGUAGCUAUUGUAAAUUGUAAAUAAUUAUUUACUUACACAUAAUAAAUAGUUAUAUUAAGUACAAUAAUACAAAAUAUAUGUUGAGAGUUUAAGACAGCACAGAUUUAGGAAAUAAUCAAUAAGUAGUUAUCAAAUCCUUAAGCCAUACAAAUUAUAAAGAUAUAAACUAAUUUAAGUUUAGUUUAGGUAAUCUAUGUACAAAUUAAAAGUUAACAAAUAAUAUAUUUAACUCUUUAUGUUUGAAGUUAACAUAGAAGAUAAUUAACUUAACUCGGUGAAAAAAUUUAGUUGCAAUUUUUUUUUAAAUUAUUACUUGGGAUGUCACAUAGUUAUUUACAAUAAUAUCUCAAUAAUUUUUUUUUUUAAAACAAUGUUGUUAAAAAUUAUUUCUGCAUACCCACAACAGUGAUAUAUGUACGCUUAGCAUGUAGUUGUAUUAGAGUAAUAUGAUAUGUACCUAUACUGGCGUAUGUGACUACAGGACCAGACACUCAAGAGGGAAUCUGCUGAUCCAGCAAUUUAGUUAUUAGAAAACUAACUUACUAGUUAAAGUGUAACUUCAAAACAAAAUGUAACUAGUAAAUUACCACCUUUAUUAGUGUUAUCAGUAGGUGUUAUUUUAAUAAAUCAUGUUUUAUUAAGUUUAAGUACUAACACAUAUUGUGCAAAUUGACUGUAAAUAAAAUAAUAAGGUAGGUAUGAAUUUCUUUAAUGAUUUAAUUGUAAUCUAACUUAUGAUAGUGAAAUUGUUAAUAUUAUAUUAUUUUAAUUUUACAGUUUUAUAAUUAAAGAGAAUACAAUUACGCUGAAGUAUGAAUUAAUAUGUAUGGACUAAUAUGUAUGGACUAAUGUUUAUGGUUUAUUUACGAUUUUGUACAUUUUAAGCUUAUUUUCUGGUUUUUUGUUAAGUUUAUACGUCAUGUUUCAUGUCACUAUGUCAGGUUAGGAUAAAUUAUUAGUAAUGUUGAUUUUUUUCAUUAAUAAAUUUCAAAAGUUUUUGUAUUUAAUA